This is a messenger RNA of Paramisgurnus dabryanus, 771 nucleotides long. RefSeq names its product lectin-like. The record is from RefSeq and is a predicted model, not a curated record. Lineage: Eukaryota; Metazoa; Chordata; Actinopteri; Cypriniformes; Cobitidae.
GGUAUAGGUGAGACAAAUGCAAAUGGUACAGUAAGGAAGAGAGAAGGAGGACAAACCUGAAAGAGUUGCGAUGUAUAAAAGAGGAACAAAAUCUGUUUGCUUUAUGCUGCUGGCACUUCUUUGGGACAGUGGUUACAGCUUAACUAUGGGAAGAGGCAAAACUGCAGUCCAUGUGAAUGUCACAGCGUUUCAUCGUCUACCUUACCAAUGUAACGUGGAUGGCUUUAAUGAUUGGUUCAAAGUGGACAAGUACUGCGUCAAAUACUUCAACAAACCUCUAAACUUUACUGACGCAGAGUACAGCUGUAGAAAAACAGUCCCUAGAGGACACCUGGUGUCAGUGCACAAUACCAGGGCUAAUUAUGAAUUGCUCUCCAUUGUGAAGAAGAUGAACCCAAAUGACUUGCGCAUUUGGAUCGGGGCAUAUGAAUUUUUUCAGACUGGUAAAUUUCAUUGGUUGGAUGGUUCCUUCUGGGACUAUGAUGCUUGGGUACCCGGUCAGCCCAGCAACAUCUACUCUAGCAUAGAAGAAUGCGUGGAGAUGAACUGGAAAAUUGAUGGCAAAUGGAAUGAUGUCUCUUGUAAAACCCAAAAAAACUACAUAUGCGCCUUCAAACCCAAGAGGAUUAUGGAUGAGUAGACAAUUUAUCACCCCAUAAAACAUUAGGCCUAAUUUUCUUCUCCUCUGCAUCAACAAAAAAAUUCACAAAAAUAAAAACAUUUCUUCUAAUUAUAUACCUUAAAAUGAUAAUAAACACUUUUAUUAUUGCA